ACGCUGGAUGGGCUCGCACGCAAAGUCUGCUCGUACUUAACUUAACUAUUAUACAGUGUCCGCACGCUGAUAGUGUAGUCUGUUUCUACAGGCAUUUUUCCAUUACUGCUUAAAUUUAGUAUUGUUCCAUUACCCCCCAAACCAGACGUUUCUAUUCAUAAAUUCAUUAAAAUAAACUAUUAAGAAUCCUUAUUCAUCUCAUAAUGACAUCAUAAAUAUGGAUGUGGAGUCUAUGGCCGUCGAUUUAUUGUUUUAUCCCCAACUAGUAUAGUAUGACGUCACGGAUCGACACCAGUGGAGUCAGUGAUAUGAUUUUUAACAGUAAUAAUCCAAGACUACGCUAACAAGGUCGUGAGGAGAAGAGUGCACGCAAACUGGGGUGAGUGUUUAUGGCUCUCAUGCACGAAAAGACUCACGCACUUUUAUUUAUGGUGAAUAACAUCUAUGGGCUAACCAGAUCGAUUUCAUUGGUUGAUUGAGCAAGAAUGCUGAAAGAACAAGCCGUCUUGGAACGUGAUGCUUGCAUAACUUGGUUGACACAAGACUAUUUAAGGACACUCGAUAACUAGUAUCUUCACUUAUCAACCUGUUCGUCUUUAAAGGCACAUCCAAGAAUCGUCAACGAAUAUUGUUGAAGAAAAUCUUCUUUUCGAAUUUUGAACUUAAUUGUUUCUUCUGAAAGUCUUCAAGAUGUUGGACGUUAGUGCAACCACCUCGAUGAGUCCUGGGUCUCAGUAUUUGAGUCAGACCAUUGCAUCUUACUUCCUACUCGUCACUGUCGUUAUUCUCGUCACCCGAGUAUGGUUAUCAGAAUCAUCUAGGCCUAAACCAAUCAAGAUGAAGUCAUCAUCGAGCCGAGAUGACACCAGACCUCUUCCUGGUCCGUAUGGCAUCCCUGUACUUGGUAACAUGCUGUCUCUUGGUCGUUCUGAUCCACAUCUCUCUCUCAUGAAUCUCGCCAAGAAGUUUGGAUCCAUCUUCCAGAUUCGGCUCGGCAGUCGACCAGUUCUAGUUUUGAAUGGUUACGAGGCAAUCCACAAGGCGCUCAUUAAACAAGCUGUGAUCUUUGCUGGACGUCCUAAGCUCUUUACUUUCGAGCUUAUAAAUAAUGGGGGCAAUAGUGAGACAUCGCUGACUUUUGCUAAUUAUGGAGAGACAUGGAAAGUGCAUCGGAAACUGGCGGAAUCUUCUCUUCGCCAUUUCACAGCUGGUAGUCAGGUGAAGUUCGUUGAAUCUGUGGUUUCAUCUGAGGCUUCAGAACUCGUCCAACAUAUCAAAAGUAUGACAUGCGACGAGAACAACAACAACAACAACACAACUAGUACCCAAUGCAAAUCUCUUCCUGAGAAUGUUGGUAAUAUCCGAAAUGUUCUUCGCCUUGCUGUUAGUAACGUGAUGUGUUGGUUCAUGUUCAGCAAACGACAUACUUAUGAAGAUGAAGCCCUUCUUAAACUUAUAAGUAUUUCUGAUCGCUUCACAGCCGCCGCGGGUAGCGGCAAUCCAGUCGACUUUAUGCCAUGGCUCCGUAUCUUUUUCCAGAAAGCAACGAGCGAUUUUAAAGCCAUGCUUAAAGAAUUUCGUACUUUCGUUACUGGAAAUCUUCUUGACGCCCAUACAGCAGAAUACAAGGACGGUUCUGAGCGUGAUAUCAUUGAUCAUCUCGUUACAUCAGGGCGACGCUUUAACCAAGAUGAAAAUAAGAAAACAUCCAUUGAUGAGGGGGUGUUGCUGGAUACUUGUUUUGACUAUUUUGGAGCUGGGUUUGAGACUGUAUCAACUACCUUUGAAUGGUGUUUACUCUACAUGGCUGCAUAUCCUGACAUUCAGUGUAAACUCCAGCAAGAAAUCGACGAGGUGGUGGGUCAAGAUCGAAUGCCAUCUCUUCAAGACCGUGAUAAACUACCUCUUGUACAAUCUUGUAUCCUAGAAAUUUUACGCCACUCCACCCCCGUCACUUUCGCUAUCCCUCACAGUACUACCUCCGAUACGGUCCUCGACGGUUUCUUCGUUCCUAAGGAUACCGUUGUCUUCACAAACCUUUAUUCGGCUCAUUUUGACCCUGAGGUAUGGGAUGAACCAGAAAAGUUCGAUGCGAGUCGUUUCCUAACAUCGGAGGGUUCUAUCGAUCUGGAGAUGAAGAAACAUGUGAUUCCGUUUAGCGUUGGACGCAGACGAUGCAUCGGAUCAGAUUUGGCGCGAAUCGAACUCUUUCUCUUCUUCUCCAUCUUCCUCCAAAACUUUUCAAUCGAGCAUUCACAAGACGGUCCAGUGAGCAUGGAAGGGAUUGACGGGUUAGCCAGACGACCAAAACAUUUCAAUGUCAAUUUAAUUUCAAGAAAAUAAAUCGAUCUAGUUAUUUUCAAUUAAAUUUUUUAUUGUUUAGAUAUAGUACCAAAGAGAGUAUCGCGCAUAAACUAUGAAUUAAUUGUAUCCAAUAUGAAUAUAAACCAAAGAUCUCCAAUGCUGUACAGAAUAUCAAUAUUAUGUUAAUAGAUGAGAAUUUUAUUUACCGUAUGUCUGUAUGUCAUAUCUCAUGUAUUUCGUUCAAUUUGAAAGUGUUGGUAGUGUUUUAUGAAAAUCAAACAAAUCAUUUUAUAUCGAGGAAGUUUAUUUUCGGAUAGUGAAGUUUCAUUCAGUACCAAUGUCUUUCAAUAAAUGAUUGUCCAGUUAUUGUCAAGUUCUCGUCAUAUACCACUAACUGAAUUCUGCCAUCAGCAUGAUCAGUCACUGCGUUGUUACCUCAAUUUACUUGGCGAUAAACUUAGAAAGCCAAAUUGUGAAUGCAAGCCCAUAUGUAUAUAAUUAUGUAAUGUUUAUUAUGCAUAUAGUUCAAAAUAUAUGUGAAGGGCCCAAGUAUCAAAAGAAUAGACAGAUGUAAAACGGAGACAUAGUUCACAAAUUUGAUAUCGAUAAAUCGCUAAAAUCUCGAAUAAGGAUUUUUUGGCGAAAUAUUGAUAUUGGUAGUGAUGCCUUCGUUAAUAAUUUAAUCAAUUCUUUAUCGCGUAUAUAUAUAUUCGCUGUGACUAGAUUGCGGAGUUAUUUACACAUUAAAAGAAAUCAGUAAAAAAAAAUGACUAGUUAAUAGGGUCAGUUGGAUGCAACUGUUAUUCUAGUUAUAUUUGACUAUUUUCUAGUCGUAUUUUACUAUAAACAUAGUUAUUUCGGACUAGAAUAUAUGUCAGAAAUGUGACAAGAUAUAUCAGUUGCACCCAGCCGACUACUGGUCUAGUCAAUUUGACCGAUUUGUUUUAAGAGUGUAGCUAUCACCAAAGAUGUACCUAUAACAUAGAUCUUUAAAAUGUAGAAGGAAUUAUGGUUAAAUAAUCAUUUAAGUCAAUUAAGUCAUGAAAAUUUGUAUAGAUAAUAUAGUGAUUUUCAUGAAAUACACAGAUUAGGAUGGCUUAUAAGAAGGUCGGGUUUACUAUGCCUGAUUUGAAUUGAGAUAGAAGAAACAACAAACAUGACAAACCAUUUUUUUAAAUAGAAAUCGUUAGUAAACUAAAAAGAUGUGGAUUUAAUAGUAAUAAUUCUCCUUCGUUCUAGUAAACAUUGGUUAGGCACAACGCAUGCAAAAGGGGUAUGGAAACGAAGGAGCUGAAAAGUCGCCAAUGAUGUCACUCCUUCAAUUAUUUUUAUGCGAAUUUUCAAAUAUUUCAUUCUUUUUGGUCCCUUGGCCUAAACGAUUAAUUGACUCCGUGUGUACUUGUAUUACAACUGCUGGUUAUUAAAUCAAAUGUUUUCCUGAUAUCAAUUUUUAACAAUGAAAUUGGAAACCCAUAUACGUUCAUGUUAAAAGACGUUCCUAUACCGUAGUUGUUCGAGUUGGUGUUCACGAAUGAUUUCAGUGAUCAUGUUCCAGACUAAUGCUACCUUCAAACUGCUAACGAAGCGGACUCCAAACUGACCAAUGAUAAUGAUGUUUGAAAUAACCUAAUGAUCGGUCAGGGGUCGUUGGGGACUUUGACUAUAGCAUGAUAAAGGACUAUGUUUAUAGUGAUUUUGAUAGUCAGGAUGUUGAUUGUGGUCGCAGUCACACCAAGCAGAAAGGCUCCUGACCGGUCAAAAAUACUACAUUAUUUCCAAUGGCAAUCCAUCCAUGAAAUCAGUUAAGAUUCGGUUUUAUUGUUGUGAUUGUGACAUUACCUCUGUGUACACCAAGGACCUAUUAUGAGAGGAACAAGUCCAUGGUCCAAUGGUACAACUUUGACGGGGGAUCUUGACCGAUAUACGUCCUCGAGAGUGACAUAAUUAUAUCACUGCAUCAGACACCUUUAAACAGAGAAAGAAAUAAAAUGCAACGAACGGUAUUUCCUAUUUAUAAGUUCUAGUUCCACUCGAAAAAUCAGCUAACUUUAUGGCCCAUACCUGCAUAUAGGAAAUAUAGCCCUAUGUUAUCUCCUCCAUGUCCUGUUCUUGAAUCAGAAAGUCUGAUAUCCUGUUGAAAAUUCCCCAUUAUUUUGGUAACACGUACUUCGGCUCCAAAUUAACAAAGAAAUUAGAUUGAUUCAUGAAUGUACUCUCUACUUACGUGUACUAACAUUCCAUAACAUACAUGUAAUGUAUACAAUUGUAUUGGUAUAUGUUUCCCAAUGAUAUUUAUUAAAAAUAUGAAUCAUAGAUAAAA
Lytechinus pictus (painted urchin) is the source of this 4624-nucleotide messenger RNA. Its product is annotated as cytochrome P450 1A1-like. NCBI's taxonomy places the organism in Eukaryota, Metazoa, Echinodermata, Echinoidea, Temnopleuroida, Toxopneustidae. Gene Ontology annotation, biological process: progesterone metabolic process; hormone biosynthetic process. The transcript has a single exon. Gene Ontology annotation, molecular function: iron ion binding; steroid 17-alpha-monooxygenase activity; heme binding. The record is from RefSeq and is a predicted model, not a curated record. Bases 691 to 2343 code for a protein of 550 amino acids.